AUGGCGGCAGCCGCCCCCAACCAGCUCCAGCUGGUGGAGCCGCCCCCGUUCCCCGCUUACCUGUCCGGCUUCCCCGAGGGCGCCUACCGCCUCCCGCCCGCCGCCCCGGGCAACCCGGGAAACCCUGCCCCCGGCCCCGGCCCGGCCCCACCGCCGGGUUUCCCGGGUGGCUCGGGGGGCUCCGGGGUGCCGGUCCCGGGCUCGGUCCCGGUGUCGCUGGCGGCGGGCGGCCCGGCGGCCUCGUCGCAGCGGCGGAAGCGCACGUCGUUCAGCCCGGAGCAGCUGCAGCUGCUGGAGCUCGUCUUCCGCCGCACCAUGUACCCCGACAUCAACCUGCGGGACCGCCUGGCCGCCCUCACGCAGCUCCCCGAGUCCAGGAUCCAGGUCUGGUUCCAGAACAGACGUGCCAAAUCCCGGCGCCAGAAAGGAAAAUCCUGCAGCUACCCAGCUCUCCCGGAGCUUUUCCCCAGCCUUCCGGCUCCUGGAUCAGAAAUGAAACGCUCAGGGGCCCAGGUCCCUCUGGAAGCAGAAGCACAUUGCUCCCCAGCCCAGAGCUCGAUGGGGCUGUCAGACCCAACCCCCCAAGAGCCAAGCUUUGGAAACUAUUCCCCUCUCUCUAUUGAUGCCAGCGGCGGCAGCCCCAAGCUGGACUCCUGGGAGGAACACAUCUUAUCCACCUUCAGUAACUCCUGAGACCGGUAACUCCUGAGACUGAAAUUCUCUGACAAUUUGCGGCCUAGACCGAGGAGAGUUGUAAGAGCCUACAGCCCCAGAUGGAGAGCCUUGUAUUCUCCCUCCGGGAUGAGACUUGCUGAGGGACUGGGACUGCCUAGCUAGAAGCAUAAUUGCCACCUGCAUCCCUUAGGGCCUGUGGGGAGGAGUGAGAUGAAUAAAGCAAAUUAGCACUCACUCAGGCUCUCAGGCAUGGCCAUUCCGGAAACAGAUCAGCAUGAGCAAGUCUAUUCCCAGUGUUCCCAAUAAACGGCCAGCCCUUUAACUUGGGCUGUUAGAAUGCCACUGUUGGUUGAACUGCUUUCCACAGCCCUCCUGACUCCAUAUGGCAAAAUACAGCACCGUUAGAAUGGCCAAAUGUUUACUUUCUCUCCCAGGGCCUGGCUUUUUCUGUAUGCCAUUCUAUUAAUGGGGAACAUUUAAAAAAACCACACACAACAAACUCACAAUUGGUUUGCUCAUAGUUGUGGGGACUUGGCGGAGCUCAAGUCUGCAUACUUAACCACAAUGAAAGAAUGGACUUGGACAGCGUUUUAAUUUUUGUUUCUUAUCACAUUAAAGACUGACAAGCCACCUGCUGGGGUUAUUUAGGCAUUCGCCUUCUUGAAGACAGAAUACUGAC
This is a messenger RNA of Ornithorhynchus anatinus (platypus), 1354 nucleotides long. It is a transcript of the gene MIXL1, whose product is annotated as Mix paired-like homeobox. Gene Ontology annotation, molecular function: DNA-binding transcription activator activity, RNA polymerase II-specific; RNA polymerase II cis-regulatory region sequence-specific DNA binding. The record is from RefSeq and is a predicted model, not a curated record. Bases 1 to 693 code for a protein of 230 amino acids. Gene Ontology annotation, biological process: endoderm development; regulation of transcription by RNA polymerase II; hematopoietic progenitor cell differentiation. NCBI's taxonomy places the organism in Eukaryota, Metazoa, Chordata, Mammalia, Monotremata, Ornithorhynchidae. The transcript has 2 exons.